Messenger RNA from Catharus ustulatus (Swainson's thrush), 4869 nucleotides. It is a transcript of the gene ASXL2, whose product is annotated as ASXL transcriptional regulator 2. Lineage: Eukaryota; Metazoa; Chordata; Aves; Passeriformes; Turdidae. The record is from RefSeq and is a predicted model, not a curated record. Gene Ontology annotation, molecular function: chromatin binding; peroxisome proliferator activated receptor binding; DNA binding. The coding region runs from base 50 to 4186 and encodes 1378 amino acids. The transcript has 13 exons. Gene Ontology annotation, cellular component: PR-DUB complex. Gene Ontology annotation, biological process: animal organ morphogenesis; positive regulation of transcription by RNA polymerase II.
CGCCCGCCGGACACCCCUGGGACACCCCCCGAGCCCCGCCGCGUCCGACAUGAGGGAGAAGGGCCGCAGGAAGAAGGGCAGGACCUGGGCAGAGGCCGCCCGGACGGUCCUGGAGAAGUAUCCCAACACCCCCAUGAGCCAUAAGGAGAUCCUUCAGGUUAUCCAGAAGGAGGGACUGAAGGAAAUCAGAAGUGGGACCUCCCCCCUGGCCUGCCUGAAUGCCAUGCUGCACACCAACUCCCGGGGAGAGGAGGGGAUCUUCUACAAGGUGCCGGGCCGGAUGGGCGUCUACACCCUCAAGAAGGACAUCCCAGAUGGGCUGAAGGAGCUGUCAGAGGGCUCUGAGGAGAGCAGUGAUGGCCACUCAGACUCGCAGAGCUCGGAGCACAGCAGCUCCAGCAGCGACGGCUGCGCCACCAAGGAGGGCAAGAAGAGCAGGUGGAAAAGGAAAGUGUCGUCCCGCCUGGCCCCCACGGCCUCCCCGCAGUCCGGCUGUCCCUCCCCCUCCAUCCCGGGCAAGGGCCUCUCCUCCUCCCAGAAACACAGCAAGAAAGCUCUGAAACAGGCCCUGAAGCAGCAGCAGCAGAAGCAGCAGCAGCAGCAGCAGUGCCGGGCAGGGAUGGCCCCAGGGAUGGCUCUGCCCUCCAGCCAGCACGUCCUGCUCAAGGCCAAGGCCAGCACAGCCAGCAAGCCAGGCUGGGAAGGGAAGCAGGCAGAUGGACAUUCCAGCAGCCCCCCAAACUCCACAUCCAGCUCCUCCCCCUCGGUGAAGCUUGAGAACUCCCUGCCAGGGCUGGGCAAGAAGCCCUUCCCCAGAUCUGACAGGCUCCAUGCACGGCAGCUGAAGAGAGCUCGCUGUGCCGACAUCGACGUGGAGACGCCCGACUCCAUCCUGGUGAACACCAACCUGAGGGCCCUGAUCAACAAACACACCUUCAGUGUGCUGCCCCCUGAGUGCCAGCAGCGCCUGCUGCUGCUGCUGCCCGACGUGGACAGGCAGGUCGGGGCUGACGGGCUGAUGAAGCUCAGCAGCUCUGCUCUCAACAACGAGUUCUUCACAUCGGCUGCACAGGGCUGGAAGGAGAGGCUGUCAGAAGGAGAGUUCACCCCAGAAAUGCAGCUCCGGAUCCGGCAGGAGCUGGAGAAGGAGAAGAAGGUGGAGCUGUGGAAGGAGCACUUCUUUGAGAGCUACUAUGGGCAGAGCUCCGGGCUGAGCCCCGAGGAGUCGCAGCGCCUGACGGCCCCGCCCGAGGCAGAGCCCGCCCGGCCCCGCAGCCCCCCGGCCCCAGCCCGGGAGCAGGGCACGGCCCCAGCGGAGCCCAGCAGGGCUCAGGCAGCCCCGGGGCCAGCAGGCAGCAGGAGAGCAGCAGAGGAGGCCAGAGAGGAGCCGCAGCCCAAGGCAGCCAAGGCCACCGAGGCGUCCCCGGAGCAGCGCGCGGCGAGAGCCGGCGACAGAGAGAGACCCCAGGGAGAAAGCCUGCCCCAAAAACCCCUCGGUGCCAGCAGCCAGAAGCCAGAGGAGCAGAGGAAGGCUGGGCCAGGCAAGGAGACUCUGGGUGCCCCCAGCAAACCAAAGAGCCCCGAGGCAGCCGAAGGAGCAGCCAAGGCACCGAGCCCCGCGGCAGCUCCGGACACGGCGGAGAAGAAACCCCCCGGCAGCGAGGCCAUGGAGGUGGGUGUGGAGCCCCUCAAGAGGAAGGUGGAGAGCAGGGAGGAAGCUCCAGGCACCCCUGAGAAGAAGCCCCGUGUGGCAGAGCCCUGCCAGCAGCAGCAGCAGCAGCAGCAGCAGCACCAGCAGCAGCACCAGCAGCAGCAGGCCUUUCGGAACCAGCCCUUUCCUGGCACGGGGCCGGCGGUGCCGCGGGUGCCCCCGCUCAAGAUUCCCGUGUCCAGAAUCUCGCCGAUGCCAUUUCCUGCGGGCCAGGUCUCUCCCAGGGCACGCUUCCCCGUGUCCCUCAGCAGUCCUGGCAGGACAGGGGCCAGGACCUUGGCAGACAUCAAGGCCAGAGCGCAGCAGGCCAAGGCUCAGAGGGCAGCGGCCGCCGCCGCCGCCGCCUCGGCCGGGGGAGCGGUGCCAGGGCCCGGCCCGGGCGGGGGGAGACCCCCGGGCAGGGGGGGAGACCCUGCAGGGGCCCCCCACACCCCAGCUGGGGCCAGCACACUGGAACUGGCAGCAACUGGAAGCGGGGGAGGUUCGAGAAGGUUCCUUCCCCACGGCCCAGGGCCCCGUUCCCAAGGGGAGCCGGGAGCUGCUCGGCAUCCUGCUGGAGCACAGCUACAGCCAGGGGUCUCUGGGGCUGCCCCAGCACUAGGGAAUGGCACGGGGGCUGUGCCAGGGAAUGGCACUGGGGCUGCCCCAGCACUAGGGAAUGGCACGGGGGCUGUGCCAGGGAAUGGCACUGGAGCCACUCCAGGGAAUGGCACUGGGGCUGUGCCAGGGAAUGGCACUGGAGUCACUCCAGGGAAUGGCACUGGAGCUGUCCCAGGGAAUGGCACAGGGGCCACUCCAGGGAAUGGCACUGGAGUCACUCCAGGGAAUGGCACAGGGGCCACACCAAGCCCCCCACAGGCCAUGGCCACCCCAGGGUCCCCAGGUGCCAGCAGUGGGGACAGGGCAGGGACAGCCCCGGGGGCUCCUGUAGCCAGGAACGGGCCUGGCUGUGGCACGGUGACCCCAGGAACACCCACAGCCUCAGCAGGGACCAGCUGUGACCUUCCCAAGAGCAAAUGUCCUUCCCCUGUGGGCUCCUCCGUGCCCCCCUCGGGCCCUGGAGCCCAGGCUGGCGCUGCGGGUGUGCCCGUGCCAGCCUCCAGCAGCUCCUCAGCAGCGCCCAGCCUUAAACCUCCCCCCGGCGGGGCCGUGCCCAGAGCGAGCUCCAGCAUUCCUGCCAACAACCCUUUGGUCACCCAGCUGCUCCAAGGCAAGAGCGUCCCCCUGGAGCAGAUCCUGCCCAAGGCGCUCACCAAAGCCGAAUGCAGAACUGCUCAGGAGGAGAAGGGCGCGGCGGGGAACGGCGCCGAGGCGGGGGACAGAGCAGCCACCGUGCCCCCCCAGCAGCCCAGGAAGAGCCUGUGCCAGAGCAGGCCCGUGCCUCACAUUCCAAGGACCUUGCUGCCCUCGGGGAAGGAGCCCGGUGCUGAGCAGCAGCAGCAGUGCCACGAGGCGCUGAGCAAAUCCACCCAGGAGCAGAUCCUGCAGACUCUCAUCAAGAGGGUGCAGAGGCAGAGCGUGCUGCCCGCCCUUCAGCCCUCGCAGCUGAACCUCCCGCACUCAGGUUUGCCGGUGGAGAGCGGCUCCACCAGCCAGAGAUUCAUGCUGGGCUUCACGGGCAGGAGGACAUCCAAGCCUGCCAUGUCCGGGCACUACCUGCUCAACAUCUCCACCUACGGCCGCGGCUCGGAGAGUGUGAGGAGAGGCUCCUCCGGGCAGCCCGAGCCGCGCCUGGGGCUGAGCAGCCCCGCCGAGGGAGCCAGGGCAGAGCUGGGGCAGGGCCAGGACAAGGGCAGCGAGGACACGGAUGAGGAGAGCUCCAAGGAUGGCCCCGAGCACGGCAGCAGCACGGAGGAGCCACGGGCAGGGCAGGGGGACAAGGAGCAGAGCUCCCACGGCUCGGGCCCUGCAGAGCCCGGCUCCCUGGGCACCACCAGGGCUGGCAAGGCCGAGGCAGCCCCCAAGGAGCCGGCGCUGGACGGCUCGGCGCUGGCCCGGGACCUGCUGCAGGCGGCGCAGGAGCAGAUGGCCCACGCCAUGAGGGGCAAGGGUGGCACGGAGCUGCUGGGGCCCGCCAGCCCGGCCCUGGACUCGGCACAGCCCCCGCCGCUGCACCCCCCGAAGCUGCUGGGGCCCAGCUACAGCGGCACCAUCAACGUCUCCACCUCGGCCGACGUGGGCCAGGGCUCGCUGGUGAGCGAGUGCGGCCAGCUGGGGAGCAGCUCCAUGGGCAACGUCAUGUCCUUCUCGGUGACCGUCACCACCAUCCCCGCCGGGCAGGCCGUGAGCGCCGGCGGCCACGGGCAGGGCCUGGCGGUGCCGGCGUUCGGCGAGGACGGCGCCGUGGAGGACGCCCCGGCCAAGUGUUACUGCAGGUUGAAAGCCAUGAUCAUGUGCAAGGGCUGCGGUGCCUUCUGCCACGACGACUGCAUCGGGCCCUCCAAGCUCUGCGUCUCCUGCCUCGUGGUGCGGUAACGGGGCUCCCCCGGGGGCUGCUCUGGCAGGUUCCUUGGGAAGAACCAGGAAUUUCACUGCCUUGCACAAGAGACGCGUUACGAAUCAGGAAUCCGGAGUUGCAGUCCUUCUUUCAUUAACGAAAGAGCACCUUCUUGUACAGGGAGUCGAAAUCGCGCUCGACGACGUGAAUUGUGACAAGAGUUUGCACUUAAGGAAUUAUGUAAAUAUGCCACAUUAUUUUGUUUAAAGAUAUUUUUUCAAUCUUUUAGGAGAUAGCGUUUGACUUGUCCUGCAGUUCCAGCGAGCCCAGCCUGCUCUGAGCACGUUUGCUGAGCUCUGCUGUCCCCAGGAAAGGGAACGGGAUCAUCCAGCUCCAGCCGUGUGUGCUGGUGGAGCAGCGAGCCAGGAGCUCCCAGUUUCAGUCUCUGGGAGCUGGGAGCAGCUCCAGGCCAUGCCAGCCUUCCCCUGCACUGCCUGUCCAGAGGGCUCCUGGGCUGGCUGGAAUUCCUGGGGUGCAGAUCCCCUGUCCUGGUGUCCCAGCUGGAGGGAGGUGUUGGCAGUGACCCACAGGAGCAGGGCUCACACAGCUCUGCUUGGCCAGGCAGGAAUCUGCUCCCCUGGCAUUCCCCACAGCUGGAGCUGCCAUCCCACAGGGAUCUGCUCCCCUGGCAUUCCCCACAGCUGGAGCUGCCAUCCCACAG